AAAGCAAGCUUCGUUCUGUGUUUUGUGUUUUGUCUUUCACUUUUCACCCCCACCGCUUUGCAUCAUCAUCAUUCCUUCCCCCUGUUUAAUUCCACCAAAAACCGCCCGCCUUUCCACACCUUCGCUGCCACUUCGCGAAGUUUCGUAUUCCUUCUGAUUUUUUCUUUCUCUCUCUUUUUUUUAAAAAAAAUUCUUUUUAAUUUCAUCCGCUCCUUUCCUCACUCUGUCCGCUUCGCUGAUUUGUUUUCCUCAUCCUCUGCAUAAACGGAACCCCAAAACACGCUGUUUUCUCUUCAACACCGGCACAUGCUCUGUGAUUCAGAGUUUGUGGAAACCGACACGCACUCGAUUUGAUUUUCUUGAGGUGCGUUUACAGGCUGUUUGGUUGAUUUUCCCAUGGCGGUAUCGGACUCGCCGGAGAUUGUGGGGAGCGAGGGGACUGUGACGAGUGGAAGCAUCGACUCAGAUCUUAGUCACUCGUUGCGGAGGAGAGAGAGCGCUGUCAGAGAUCGCCAGCCGGAUGGUGCGGGGAAUGGCGAGUCUCUGGAUGUGAGGGAUCGGGUUGAGUCGACGAGUUUUAUGAGAAGCGAUGGAGUGACGUCUAAAGGGGAGAAUCAGAGUUCGGAUGUGAUAUUCACGUAUCGGGCUUCUGUUCCUGCUCAUCGGAGGAUUAAGGAGAGUCCUUUAAGCUCUGAUGCCAUCUUCAAACAGAGCCAUGCAGGUCUCUUCAACCUCUGUAUAGUGGUGCUUGUUGCUGUGAACAGUCGGCUUAUCAUUGAAAAUCUAAUGAAGUAUGGUUGGCUGAUUAGAGCUGGGUUUUGGUUUAGUCCAACAUCAUUGAGAGAUUGGCCCCUUCUUAUGUGUUGUCUUAGUCUUCCAAUUUUCCCUCUCACAGCCUUUUUAGUUGAAAAGCUGGCACAGUGCAAGUGUAUAUCCGAACCUGUUGUUGUUUUUCUUCAUGUAAUCAUAACCACGACUGCAGUUUUAUAUCCAGUUUUCGUGAUUCUCAGGUGUGAUUCUGCAGUUUUAUCUGGUGUUACAUUGAUGCAGUUUGCUUGCAUCGUCUGGUUAAAAUUGGUAUCAUAUGCUCAUACAAACUAUGAUAUGAGAGCACUUGCAAAGUCUGCUGAAAAGGGAGGUGGAGAUAGCUUGUACGAAGUUAGCUUCAAGAGUUUGGCAUAUUUCAUGGUGGCACCGACAUUAUGUUACCAGUUGAACUAUCCUCGCACACCAUCUGUUCGGAAGGGUUGGGUGGUUCGCCAAUUUAUCAAGUUAAUAAUAUUUACUGGACUUAUGGGUUUUAUAAUAGAACAGUAUAUAAAUCCUAUUGUUAAGAAUUCCCAGCAUCCUUUAAAAGGGAACCUCUUAUAUGGUUUAGAGAGAGUUCUGAAGCUUUCAGUUCCAAAUUUAUAUGUGUGGCUCUGCAUGUUCUACUGCCUUUUUCACCUCUGGUUAAAUAUACUUGCUGAGCUUCUUCGUUUUGGAGAUCGCGAGUUCUACAAAGAUUGGUGGAAUGCAAAAACUGUCGAGGAGUAUUGGAGAAUGUGGAAUAUGCCUGUCCACAAAUGGAUGGUUCGCCAUAUCUAUUUUCCAUGCCUAAGGAAUGGGAUACCAAAGGGAGUGGCCAUUAUUAUUGCUUUCUUAGUUUCUGCUGCAUUCCAUGAGUUGUGCAUUGCUGUUCCUUGCCAUAUAUUUAAAUUUUGGGCAUUUAUUGGAAUUAUGUUUCAGGUUCCCUUGGUCUUGAUCACAAAUUUUCUGCAAAAUAAGUUCAGAAACUCAAUGGUGGGGAAUAUGAUCUUCUGGUUUUUUUUCUGCAUCCUUGGUCAACCAAUGUGUGUGCUUCUAUACUACCACGACCUAAUGAAUCGCAAAGGGAAAACCAAGUAGACUUUCCCCUGUAACAAUAGUCCAGCAUAGUGGUACUUGCUCUAGCAGGAGCUGUUGAAUUUUUACAGGCUAAACCCAUAUGUCAUCAGCAAUCACAUUGCUUUGGACCAUAUUUCAUUUUCAUUUAUCUUGCUGCUUCCUGCUGAGAUGUUGUGAUCUAUUAACCUCUUUGUGGUCUCCAAUUGAGCAGACAGUGGCAAAUGCAGAAAGCAAUUUUGAGAGUACUAAGUACUUAUUUUCAUUUUUACUGGCUGUUUAUAGGUGAAAAUUUGUAUAUGAUUCUUUCUUUGUUAAUACGACACUUGAGGUUUCCCUCGUCACUCUCGUUUUGCUUCUGCUAUUAUGGUAGAAAUGGUUAUAAUCAACAUGGGAAUUCUUGUUUGGAUCUAUAGAUUUUCAUAGCCUAUGUUAAGUUCUGCUUUGGUCAAGAGACGAGAAGUAGGAAAGAUUUCAUCCAUCCAAUGGGCCAACAUGUGCGUUACCCCAUGAUAAAAGAUUAUUAUUUGAGGCAAGUAGUUUACUUAGAAGUUGUCAUGGAAAUUUACAUUGAAAACAUACGUUGAGAAUAAGUGAAAAUGAGUCAU
Molecule: messenger RNA, 2471 nt
Organism: Rubroshorea leprosula
Lineage: Eukaryota; Viridiplantae; Streptophyta; Magnoliopsida; Malvales; Dipterocarpaceae
Source: the annotation of a GenBank genome assembly